Blepharisma stoltei is the source of this 1716-nucleotide messenger RNA. The record is from the annotation of a GenBank genome assembly. NCBI's taxonomy places the organism in Eukaryota, Ciliophora, Heterotrichea, Heterotrichida, Blepharismidae.
AUGAUCAUCAAUGCUGAAGUGAGCCUCAGCGCUGUAGUUCAAGAUUCCAGUCCCUUUGUGCUUUAUGGAAUAAUGCUUCACACAGAAUUUUCCAGUCAAAUUUUAAUAAAAAGAUAUACAGAUUUUCUCCGAUUUCACGAAAAAUUGUGCUGCUUUUCCCAUGUCCAGCUUUCAAGUGGUGGGAAAUUACUUGACAGAAUCCCAAAACUCCCAGGCCAAAACUUUUUUACGAAAUCAACCUCAGAAAAGGUAAUCCAAGAAAGGACAAAGGAUUUAACUUCAUACGUGAAAUUUUUGAUAAAAAUUAUUCAAAACAUCCAUAAUUAUGAAAAUAAGCCAUGAGCUUACAUGAUAAGGCAGUUUCUUAAUCUCCCAAAUAUUGAAGCAAAGGAAAAUGAAUCCGCAAGCAAAGUCCAGAAACUGUAUAGAAAAUAUAUUGAAGGUGUCAAUAAAAGGAGGUUAUUGAAAAUCGAAUAUCAGAAUAAAGGAUAUACAAGCUCAAUUGAGCAAUUGCCGGACUCACUCAUAAUUUAUAUUUUCAGCUUUUUAGGGAUAUCGUCAUUAUUCCAAGCAGCUUUGGUAUCUAAAAAGUGGGAAACCAUCUCAAGAGCUCCAAUUUUGUGAACAAAAAUCGACCUUUUUAUAAACAAAAUAUCAUUAAGCACAACCACUCUGGAAAAAUACUGCAAGAGCUCUAUGCUGCAAACGAUUGAUUUUCGAUUUAAUCUUCAGAUCAGUUCUGAUGCAGCCUCUAUAAUAGCUCAAACUUGUAAUCCUUUAUCCCUUAAAGCAGCACUAUUUGAUGGUUGUCAAAGAUUUGAUGAUUAUGCUUUAGCAAUGCUUGCAGAAAGAUUUUGCAGUGCUCUUAAAAUCGAGAUUUCAGAGUCAGACUUAAAAGGAGGAUCCCGAGGUUUGCAAAUAUUAAGUUUGGCUGAAUGCAGGAAUAUUAGCGACAAAUCUAUGGCUUAUAUAGGGAAGCUAAAGAGGCUUGAAAAUUUGAAUAUGAGAGGCUGCAAUAUUACAGAUGAUGGUGUCACUUUAUUAUUAGAUAAAAUUAAAGCGCUUAAAUCGAUAGAUUUCUCAGGCACUUCUGUAGGUAUUGGAAGCUGGAAGUUGUUAAAGGAAAGCCAUAUCAAAAAUAUGGUUUUAAACCAUUCUAAUGAAAUACAAAAAGACAUCCCUUUUUUAAAAAAUACUUCAGUUCAAUUAAUUGAUGAAAAUUUCGAAUAUGAGCUUAUAGCUGUUUACCCUUUGACCCAAAUCCCAACAUCCCGCCCAUUCAAAGCCAGAAGCUCUUUUACAAUCCAAAGGCUAAUUUACAUGAUCCAAAGUAGCAUAGACCUUAAAUCUAAUCAAUCCAUACAAGUAUUAUGUGGAUGUACAGUUUUAAAGCCUCAUUAUACACUUCAGCAGGUCCAAGCUGAGCUCUGGGAUUCUUCUACCUUGAUUUUACAGUAUCGGCUAAAGUCAAAAAUUACUCAUCGUCCAACUAACUCUUGGGCGAAUCUUCCUGAAUGGACUCCUGACAACUACACCCAAACCUGCAUGGGCUGUGGAAGCACCUUUGGUCUUUUCUUACGAAAACACCACUGUCGCAACUGCGGGAAAGUUUUCUGCAAUGACUGCAGCAACUACCGUACGCUGAUCCCUUUAUCUGGGUUUACGCGCAGCCCUGUAAGAGUAUGUCAGUCAUGCUUUAUUAAAAUAAAACAUUAG